Molecule: messenger RNA, 4122 nt
Organism: Vitrella brassicaformis
Lineage: Eukaryota; Vitrellaceae
Source: the annotation of a GenBank genome assembly
CUGCGCACUCUCAGGAUUAAGUUUUGCCCUAGGUUCGUGCCAUGAGCCCAUGGAUGGGAUGGACGGAGAGGCAGCAAGAUAGACAGACACAACACCUAUAUUAUCUGACCCAGCGAAGGAAACAAACACGCGUAUGUGCCUGUCUCUCUCACGUACUGCAUGCCCGGCCCGCUGAUCAUGAGUAGCAAAAAAGACGCCCCACGUGCACAUGCAUUCAUUGUACAGCCUAGCCUGCCUUACGACACAGUCCUGCCCUGCUGAUGGAUGAGAGGCAGAAGCCACAAACUGUGACCAGCCCAAAAGGCUAAAGGACCGAUGUACGCCACAUGCCACACGUCGGCCGGCCUACAUCGUCGUCCAUCCAUCGCCGCUGAGCCUCCAAGAAAUGCUGCACGAAUGAGAGACACAGUAAGUACACCGGGCCAAUUAGUGUGACAGUAAUCACCUGCGAGCACCAAUCGCCGUUGAUCCAUCGAUCACGGCAGCCUGAACUCGUCAAUCUCCGGGCAUUCGAAGCAGUCGGUGAUGAACUCCGUCAGCAUCAACGCCACCGUGCCUAGUACACACAAGAGACACAGACAAAUGGUGCGUGCGAUGCCUGACGGCUGGCUGACCGACCCACCGAUUGUGAGGCAGGUGUCGUAUGGCGGAGACUGAAACUGCUGGAUGAGCGCAUCAAACUGCUCACGAGUCCCUGCACACACACACACACACACACACACGCACACACAGAGAGAGAGAGAGAGAGAGAGAUGUGUCACCGUUGUUCAUGUCUCGUUGAAUCCACGACUCACCCGCGAAUCUCCCCCCAUCAGUCACGGGCUCCCCCCAGCAGAUCAUCUUGUCGCCAUUGACGUCAAAGUCCCGGAAGACCUCAAACGCAUAGCGACACCGCUUCUCAUCACACGUGCUCGACCGCUCCCCGGCCUCACCCCCGUUCCAGAACUUGCUCGACUUGCACGCAUCCAGCCGCCGCAUCAUCUCGCGAAAGUCCUCUGGAAGACUCUCAUCCACAAGCCGGUUGGGCGUGCACACGGGGUUCAGAGAGGCGUCGAGGUACUGGAGGGUGUCGUCAAGUUGAGUCAUGCAAGGUGGCAGGUUUGUGAUGUCGUUGAGCCGCACAUCCAGCUGCCUCAGUGCCUUGAGGCCACAUACACUGUCGGGGACGGUCCGGGAGGGCCACCGCUGGUAUUGAAGGACGAGUGACUCUAGCUUGGGGAAGCAGCUUCUUUCCGUCGGGUAGCCCCCUCCUCCCGUUGUGAACCGGGCGAAGACCAGGUGCGGGUGCCGGUCGACAUAGCUAGGGUCAACCGUCACCCUGAGGUCAUCGCGGCUCACCGCCAAGUCACUCGUGAACACCAAGCCCUGCACCCAACAAAUCUUUGCAUGUUGGAGAUGUACAUGUGUGCGUGGGCGGCUGUGCGCGUUGCAUGCCUGUAGUGUGGAGAAUGUCCGCAUGGCUUCAUUCAAGAGCUCGAUCUGCUCCUCCAACUCCUCCUUAGUUGACAUGUCCUUGUGUACGAUGUACCUGUCUCACACAGACGCACACAGACAGACAGACAGACAGACAGACACGUACAGACGUGGCUCGCAGCCAGACAUUUCACUCAUGACCGGCAAUUGCACGGAAAGAAGUCAAAUAAGCCAUUGGGGGUUGCCCUGCCGAACGGCGGUCUCGUCUUGAAGAGACAUGUUUCCCAUGCUUUCACGGCGGGACACAGUGACCUGGAUCGAAAGUACUGCACGAUGUUGAAGGUGCCAAACAAGACGCCGGUCAGCGCCAGGAUCCCCGCCAGCAGUAUCCUCCAGGUGCUGUGCGCCCUCCCCAGGUCCUUCUCUUUGGGGUUGAGGAGGAAUUUCCCGAUGGACUUCGGGUCUUGCGGCGUCUCGUGCAGCUCGCGAGGCGUCGCUUCGGCCACCACGCUGCAGGCGCUGAGCGCCCGCCUUGGCGGCAGGGUGAUGACCGUGUGGACGGUGUCUCUCUUCUUUUUCUUCUCCUCGGCGGCAGCGUCGUUGCUUUUCGUACGACCAUCCAACCGCUUCUUCUUGUCGUCUCCUGCCUUAUCAUUGGGGGCCUUCUCCCCUGUUUCGUCAGUGAUGACAGACGACCGCCGUCUGACCAUGGAGGGGUGCUUGCCGGCCUCUGCGUCGAAUGGGUCGAAGGAGACGGGUAGCUUGCCUUCCUCGAGUUUGGGCUGGAAGAUGGCCUCGGUGAUGCUGUACCGCCCGCUGCCGAUCGACGUGUGGCUCGUCUUGGUCCUCUCAAGGGUCUUCUUGAAGGCCAGCUUGAACCGCAGGUAGUUCUGCAGGAACGUCACGCCGUUGAGCACACGAACGCCGUUCCAUGAGGCGAGAAGGGGGACGAAGGCCGACAGGAAGUCGAGGAUGCCCUUGGAGCGGGUGCCCACCAGCACGCCCUGGGAGAAGGCGCCGCUGAUGUCUCCCACCAGCAAAGUGGACGAUGCCGCCAGGAGGUGAAUGGGGUAGCUCGUCGAGCAACUGCACAGCACACGCAGACGACAGAGAAUGUACACUGUGUAUAUGAUACACUUGGUCUUGGUGCCUCUCACAUGAGUGCCGUGACGAUAGCCCAGCCUCUGUUCCUGACUACCAGGACCGAGAUGGACGUGGCGCAUGAGUGGAGAGCGAUGAGCAGUGCCAGGCUGAGGUGUGACUGGUAGUGGCUGGCAGGGAUCUCCUGUAUGAAGCUCAGCUUCGGGCGGUCGCAGUUGUCCCGCAGGGAUAACAGGUUCACGCCGCCGUACUGCGUGCACGAGUAGAUCUGGAGCCCGAUCUCGAACAUCUCCUCAACCAGAAACCUCAGCCAAAAGUAGUCGCCCUGAGACGUAAAAAGUAAGUGAGAGAGGACUCUUGCUCGAGACGUGCAUGAAAAGAUAGAUAGCAUCACAGUCAGCUCACUUUCUUUCUUACCGAUGUGUAGCUGACUUUGGCCCAGCCCCGUUGCAAGAGUCGCAAGACUCGCUUGAACAAGUAGUACACGCUGAAGAAACACCAGCACCGCCUCCUCACGGGUGCGUGCUUAAGCUCCUCCCAGCUCUCCUGCUUGUCCACUUUUCGGAGGUACUCGGGCAUGUCCCGCAUCGACUUGCCGACGUAUAUCUUCCUGAUCUCCCACGCCCGCACGGUCUGUCUCCAGCCGAACGUGUGCAGGAUGAGGAGGCAGAGAGCCAGCAGGCUCAGGAGGGCCCAGAAGGACCCGAAGAUGAUCGAGCUGAUCGACACCUUCUCCGAGGUGAAGGGCCUGUUGGCAGCCACCGCCUCAAUGUGCUCGACAGUCGUCAUCGUGUCUGUACAGUCAGCGUGAACCACACAGAGACACAACCAUGCAAGCGACAGAUUCAUGCAAUAGAUAGAUACGCUGCAUAACGUCCUGUCUGUCUGUCUGUCUGUCUGUCUGUCUGUCUGUCUCGGCCCCCCACCGAUGAGCUGGUCGCUUUUGGUGAGGUCCGGCAGGGCCGGCCCCAGCUGCUCCGCACCGAUGUGCAGGAUGCAUAUGAUGAAGAUGAAGACCAAAAAGAAGACGUACCCGAAGUUCAGAGGCCCAAAAAUCGACCACCAGGUGGAAUGCUGCAGCGGAUCCUGCAGGGACUUGGGCGUCUCCCCCGGCAGCUCCCAUUGUUCUCCCGUCUCCUCUUCGCAAUCUUUGCCGUCUUUGAAUUGGUCCAGCUCCACGGCGAUCCGGAGGCUCUGGGCGCGGGAGCCAAAGCGGGAGUGGGGGGACGACAGGAUGCUCGAGAGCCUUCUGGCACGCAGCACCUCGUCAGAUUCUGAUUCUGGCGCAGGCCCGUGCCCUGGGGCAGGGCCAUCGCCCGUCGUCGGCGUCUUGGCGUGGAGUUCGUCCUCGUCGGUCUCGCCGAAGGUGCCGAAAGUUGGGUCGGGCCUGACGGGCGUGCAGAGCUCCGGUUCAUGCGGCACCGGCUGCUCCCAGAAUCCCAUGCCUGAUGACACGGGCAGGGUGUCGUCGUGACGUGGCAUAGCAUCGCGGACCGCCGGCAGAGAAUCCGCGAAGAACGAGUCAACUAUGGAAGGGGACUGCUGCGGGGGGGCCAUGGAGGUUUCACGCCGGGAGAGAGUGGACAGCAGACGAAGCAUGAUUCCCGG